Etheostoma spectabile (orangethroat darter) is the source of this 1888-nucleotide messenger RNA. RefSeq lists its product as uncharacterized. The record is from RefSeq and is a predicted model, not a curated record. Lineage: Eukaryota; Metazoa; Chordata; Actinopteri; Perciformes; Percidae.
AAGUCAGCAUUUGUGGAGCUGGUUCAAACUUUGCUUGAAGACCAAUCUGGAAGAGAGAAUUUUUUCAAAGAGGUCUUCCCAGUCCGGUAUGGAGCUUGUUUUGAUACAACGCUGCAGAUUCUGGUGUGGGAGUUCUUCCACCAACUGGAAGAGUUCCUCCCAGUUCCACGUUUUUCACAGGUGUGCUCCAUGUUUGACAUUUCUUCCAUUGACGAGGAGUUUGAGCAGUUUCUCUCUGACCCUGAGGAUCUGAAGAGGAUUUUGCAGCACCAACAAGAGCGGCAAAAGUUGACUAAAAGUGAAUUCACCUUCAUGUCAGACACCAUCCUCUCCACGCUCGCCUCGACUCUCCAUGUUCAGAAGAAGCUGCAGAGCCAGGUGAUGGUGAAACAGCUGUUGAAGCCACCACUCAGACACCCAGAUGUUCAGUGGAUGAAGUGAAGGAACGUCUGGAUCUGAGGAGGAACAAGAAAGCAUCAGAGAGCAGGAUCCAGUCCUUGACAGAAGGCAGAGCUGAUGUCUCGCUUCCAUUCAGUGAGGGCUCCGUAAGAGCCAAUGAAAACAGACUGGAGUGUGGCAAGACCCUUGUAUCUUGUUCCCCCUGAAACAACAUCCCUUGUUCACACUUCUGCCGACCAUUCAAGUGCACUCAGUGUAACAAGGCAUACAAAUGGCGCCAACACCUGAAACACCAUACUCACUCACUCUAAAUGGCCUGUCCGGUCUUUGCUUGCAGCCUUUGUGAGAAGAGAUUUAGUUCUCAAUCUUUACUUAAGUUCAUCUGCGUCGACACAGCGGAGAGGCCAUUUGGCUGCUCGUACUGUGACAAGCGGUUCUUGACAAAGCCAGUUUUAAAGUCCCACGUGCGCAUUCACACCGGUGAGCGACCAUAUGCCUGUACUUUUUGUGGCAAGAGAUUCACACAGUCAUAUCCGCUGGCUGUUCACCUCAGGAUGCAUAAGAAAGAGAAGCCGUACCUGUGCAGCACAUGUGGUAUGUCCUUUUGUAGCUCUGGGGCCUUGCUGGUCCACACACGCAUGCACACAGGGGAGCGUCCUAAUCAAUGUACAUCUGUGGAAAAGGUUUUACCACAGCUAUGCAUUUGACACAACAUCGGCGAUACCACACCGGAGAGAGGCCGUAUGCUUGCUCACAAUGUGACAAAUCGUUCCACUGUAAAUCAGGGCUGAAGAGACACAUGAGGACACACACGGGGGACAAACCUUACCAGGUUAACAUGUCACAAGACUUUUUCACAAAACCAACUGAGGUUACACCUCAAGGUGCAAAGAUCAUCUAGCAUUGUUGGGUUUUUUAGUAUAUCAGUAGUGAUAAAAAAAGCCUGUUUAUUUCACGCCAGGAUGUGCUGUUUUGAUGCAUUUUAUAUGUCAGUAAUCACCAACAUGUAUGUAUUUUAGUAUAUGUAAAUAUUACACGUGUGGUAUAAUGUGUACACAAAUUGGACAUUCACCCCUCACGCUAAUUCACAGAGAGUAUCCGGGGUAGGUGGUCAGUAGUAACAGAGUGAACCAAUGUCUGAAAAACACAUCUGCAGGAUCAAGUGGGGCUCUGUGGAGAACCAACUUGCCAUUAGUGAGGUCCAAAGUAUUUCUACUCGGCCCUGUCUGCAGAUUUUUGUCAUAAAACUGAGGGAUCAUUCUCUCCACUUAAAAUGGCUAGAACUGUUUAAUUUAAAUCAGCAGAAUUUAAGAGACUUGCUUAAAUUACAAGGAGCCUUGUAACUUUUCUGCAGUUAAAGGUCCUUGCCAAGACACUUCUUAGCCUGUGUUCAACCAAACAUACUUAAACUAUCAAAAGUAAAUGUACUAGUUAUUCAAAAGGUGCCUUUUUCAAAGUGUACUGUAAAUAAAUGUUUGUAUUUGGCAUA